UAAAAAUAAAAUAAAAUAAUAAUAAUAGAAGAAUUGCACUCUGCAAAAGGGAAAGAAGAAAAAGAGAGAGAACCACCCACUUUCACUGAUCCUUACAAACCGGCAUAAUCCAUUUCCACCCAAAUCGCUACCUACUACAAUUCAUCGCUACCAGUUUUGUUCCAAAACACAGUAUAGAGUUCGAUUCGUACAUUUCCAAAUUUUCAUUGACAUUCUGUUAUUUGAAUAACAAAGGAUCAUGCUAUUGGCUUAGUGCAACUACAAGUCUUGUUAUAAGGGACCUCUUAACGGUUUCAUGUCUUGUAAUAGGAAUAUUCCAGCUAAGGUAAACAACAUGGAGGAUAUUCAAUUGAAUAUUGAUUGGGACGAUGUUGUUUGUCCAAUAUGCUUGGAUAUUCCUCAUAAUAGUGUGCUCCUUCAGUGUUCAUCGUAUGAUAAAGGGUGCCGUGCUUUAGUAUGUGACACAAAUCAGUUGCAUUCAAAUUGUUUGGAUCGUUUUAAAACUGCAUGUGGCGCACCAUCGUCUUCCGUGUCUGAUACAACUUUAGUUGAAAAUAGCGAGCCCGUGGUACCGGAUAGUCAAUGCAAUCUAACUUGCCCUUUGUGUAGAGGUCAGGUAACUGGGUGGAUUAUCGUCGAUAAAGCUCGCAUGCAUCUUGAUGAGAAGAAGCGUUGUUGUGAUGAGGUGAAAUGUAAAUUCAUGGGUAGUUACUUGGAGAUACAAAAGCAUGCUCAACUUGAACACCCUCAUGCAUGUCCAUCGAAAAUCGAUCCCGCUCGAGUGCUCGAUUGGGAGAACUUUCAGCAGUCCUCGGAGAUCAUCGAUGUUUUGAGCACUAUCCAUUCGGAAACUCCACGUGGGAUGGUUUUGGGAGAUUAUGUGAUUGAAUAUGGAGAUGAUGAUGGUAGAGACGAGUACGACGACUUCCCUGGUGAUGACGGAAACUGGUGGACCUCUUGUAUCUUAUAUCAGGUCUUCGACAACUUCAGAAGUUCUAGGAAUAGAAGAAGAACAAGAAACAGUGAUGCACAAAGGGCUAAUCGUCGUUUAAGUUAUGACACUUCAAAUUCUGAUGAAGGUUCUAUAGCAUCUGGGGAUUACGGUGAUGUUAUCGUAGACGAGAUUCAGUUCGAGGUUGUGGACACAAGUGGCUCCUCUAGGCGUAACAGUAAUUAUCGCAGAUCACGGAGACGUCAGUCCCGCUUUCUAGACAUUUAGGUUUUCUGGCAACAUGAAUGAAUGCAAGAGCAGAAUGAGGAAAGGACAAACUUUGAAGAACCCAUCCAUGCAAAAUUCACAUGUUGAUCGACUAUUGCACUUGUAAUGAGAUGUGUUGAUUAGAAGAUUUUAUGAACUAGACAUUUCCAUUUGGUCACAUACUCAUUUUUCUUUUAUUUAUGGAUUAGUUUUAAAAUCACAUUCACUUAUCAAAACUAAGUGAAGAAAGUAUGCUAGCUUUUAGUCUGCCCUAUUAUUUACUCAUGGGCAACCGAUUUCGCCGCGAGCAUUGCUCUGCAUACUUAUGCAAUAAUGGUUAUUUUAAAUCUGAUUUGUUAA
Molecule: messenger RNA, 1558 nt
Organism: Vicia villosa (hairy vetch)
Lineage: Eukaryota; Viridiplantae; Streptophyta; Magnoliopsida; Fabales; Fabaceae
Exons: 4
Coding region: 296-1219 (307 amino acids)
Source: RefSeq, a predicted model, not a curated record